This is a messenger RNA of Triplophysa rosa, 880 nucleotides long. RefSeq names its product C-X-C motif chemokine 9-like. Gene Ontology annotation, biological process: inflammatory response; neutrophil chemotaxis; cellular response to lipopolysaccharide. Bases 61 to 399 code for a protein of 112 amino acids. Gene Ontology annotation, molecular function: chemokine activity; CXCR chemokine receptor binding. The record is from RefSeq and is a predicted model, not a curated record. Lineage: Eukaryota; Metazoa; Chordata; Actinopteri; Cypriniformes; Nemacheilidae. The transcript has 4 exons. Gene Ontology annotation, cellular component: extracellular region.
AUAACAGUGGAUGAGUGAUACGAAAGACACUAGCAUUGCUCUGCAUAACAUUGAUUCAAUAUGAAUACGUUCACUGUAGCAGCCGUGACUUUUCUGAUCUGCAUGGCACUGCUGUCCACAUCAGAAGGUAGACCACCACUUCGAUGCCAGUGUGUUGGAUCAUAUUUAGGAAAACCCAUUUCUAUCGACAAAGUAGAUUCAAUAAAGACAUUUGCUGCUGGUCCGCAUUGCAAAUAUGUGGAGAUCAUAGCCAUAGUGAAGCAUAAAAAUAACAAAAGCUCAAAAACCUGUCUGAAUCCCAGUCAUGCCUGGGUGAAAUCUCUUAUUGAAGAAUGGAACAAGAAAUCAAACAGUAUCAAAAGGCAGCAAGAAUCGAAAAACAUCUUAGUUGCUCACUAAAGAACACAAAGACGACUCUGACUAUAUAAGACCGCAGCUGAUGUUUGUUUGAAGGAAUUUAUUAAAUGUAUUUGACACCCUAACAGUACAAAUGUUUAGGGUCACUUAUUCAUCCCUCUUAUUCAUCAAAAUUAUAAAACAACAAAUGCGAUUAUGGGAAUUAUGUUGACAAAAAUAUAUAAUGAAUUAAAACGUAUAUUUAACAUCGUCAGUGUAGUCACCCUGAGAUGCUUCUUAAGCACUAGCGAAGGAGUUCACAUCUAUUAUGGGCUCUUUUGGGCAGUUUUUCUCGAUCGGAAUGUUUUAUAGGAUCAUGAAAAAUAUUUAUGUCAACUGACCCUAAACAUUUGAACGGUGUGAUCAAGUUUGUUUUUUAUUUAUUUAUUUGUAAUGAUGGAUGAUAACUAACAUAAAAUAUUAAAUAUAAUAUUAUUUUUCUACCAAAUGUUCAACAAAAUAAAAUGUGAUUUUUAUGAAUGAA